Molecule: messenger RNA, 216 nt
Organism: Micromonas pusilla CCMP1545
Lineage: Eukaryota; Viridiplantae; Chlorophyta; Mamiellophyceae; Mamiellales; Mamiellaceae
Exons: 2
Coding region: 1-216 (71 amino acids)
Biological process (GO): regulation of DNA-templated transcription
Cellular component (GO): nucleus
Molecular function (GO): transcription coactivator activity
Source: RefSeq, a predicted model, not a curated record
AUGGCGACCGAGCAAAAGAAGGAAGCGUUCAGAAAGUACCUCGAGUCCGCGGGCGUCAUCGACUCCCUCACGAAGGUUCUCGUGUCCCUGUACGAGGAGCCGGACAAGCCCGCGACGGCCAUCGAGCGCGUCCCCGCCCGUCCCGUCCCGCGUCGCGCGCGUCCCUCGCCUCGUCCGAAACGUGCCGGUCGUCCUUCUUCGCCCGAAAUGGAUUAA